Hevea brasiliensis (rubber tree) is the source of this 1042-nucleotide messenger RNA. Its product is annotated as RING-H2 finger protein ATL79-like. Bases 343 to 984 code for a protein of 213 amino acids. Lineage: Eukaryota; Viridiplantae; Streptophyta; Magnoliopsida; Malpighiales; Euphorbiaceae. The record is from RefSeq and is a predicted model, not a curated record. The transcript has a single exon. Gene Ontology annotation, molecular function: transferase activity. Gene Ontology annotation, biological process: protein ubiquitination.
GAUUAGAUGAAGGGGAAGUAAGGGUUAAUUAUAUGAUACAUAUAGAACCAUUUCCUUGCUGAGAUCGUGAAUACAAGUUUCCUAAUAUAUAUCCAGCAAAUUAAUUGUAAAUCCUCAAGUGCACGUAUACUAUGCAUUGCUUAAUUGCAGCCUGAAAGUGAUGCCUAUAAAAUCUUCCAAGUCUGUACUCUCACGCAAUCUCCUCUCUCUCAGCUAACAACCUCAUCUUAAAAACUUAAAACUGCUCGAUGAUUUGAAAACACCCCUUUCUGCAUAUAUAUCACUUAAAAAGCCUCCGUGAUAUAGAAUAAAACACAUUAAAUUAAGAAUAUAACCAAACAAAUGCGGCCGGAACAAGAAAUGUCAACGGCAGCUUCUCCAAACACCAUCCACCUCUCUCCGCCGCCUCCUCAGACAAUAUCGACAUCAUGUAAUCCCCACGCCCAUAGCUGCAGGUGGUGGCCUUACUCAAACUCUAAUGAUUUUGGAGCCAACACAGCCAUGAUCCUCAUCAUCCUCUUCUGUGCACUAAUAUGUGCUCUAGCUCUCAACACAGCCAUCCGCUGCUUCUUACGCGGCCGCCAUCACCCACCAGACCGUCUUCCCCAAAAUCGACGAGAACUUGAUGAGCAGCGGAAACCCAACACUGAAGCAGGUGCAGCGCCAUUGGUGGUGGCUCCAACGCUGGUGUAUUCGGCAGGGAUGAAGCUGGGCGGAGAAGAGGCUGAGUGCGCCAUCUGCUUGUCGGAGUUCGUGGAGGGUGAAGGGAUUCGGGUUUUGGGCACAUGUAAGCACGGAUUCCAUGUCCACUGUAUCGAGCGGUGGUUGUCUGGCCAUUUCUCUUGUCCCACUUGUCGCCGUAGUUGUCUUGCUUCCUUCCCCUCCUUAUCAGAAACUUCUGACACCCCGAGAAACGACCUAAGCAACCCUUCACAACAACCGGCGACCGAGAUUGCUCCAGAUCACUUCAUUAGUAUUCCUUAACAUUUAUACGCAAUGUAACUACUGCAAUUAAAGUUCUUCUCGUUUUCUUUUUCUUGCA